AUCAAUAUGUUAAUUAUGAUUGGUGGUACUUCAGCAAAAGAUGCAAUAAAAAGAGCGUUGCAGAAAUUAUUUACAAAUACUCUUGCUUCCAAAUGCUCUUGGACUGGUGCUAAACAAAAUUUUAAAUUGAAAGAUUUAAAAAUUAUUGCUUGCUUGAAAAAUUCUAUAAAGAAAACUUGUCCCACAAUUACAGAAGCUGAAUUUGAAGAAAUUUUUAAAACUUGGUUUAGACAAGCAAAUCUGCGACUAAUUCGUGAAAAUGCCAAAAAUUAUAACGCUAUAAACAAUAAUAAUUAUAACAAUAAUAAUAACAAUAACGACAAUAACAAGGAAUAA
Molecule: messenger RNA, 336 nt
Organism: Cyphomyrmex costatus
Lineage: Eukaryota; Metazoa; Arthropoda; Insecta; Hymenoptera; Formicidae
Exons: 2
Source: RefSeq, a predicted model, not a curated record